AUCAACCCUUCAGUACAGCAAGCAUCAGAAUGAUGCCACAGACUCCAACAUUUUUAGACACUAAUGAUUAUUCACAAAAAUUGGGGAAAUCACAGCAGAUAUUUAAAGAAGAUGGUGAAUUGGCAGGAACUGGUCAGCAAUCAUUAUGUACAGAGAGUAAUUUAGUCAUCAAACAAGAGGACAAGAAUUAUGCCUUAUCUAGUGAAAUUAUUAUCCCUGAGGAUAAGCCACAAACAUUUACUGAGUUUUUAAAACAUUUUAAAGAAGAGAAAAGUCUACAGUCUAGCCAAAUGAUUCAUACAAAGGAGAAACAUUUCAAAUGUACAGAAUGUGAGAAAAGCUUUAGAUAUAAGUCUCAUCUCCUAGAACACCACAACAUUCACACAGGUGAGAAGCCAAACACAUGUACUGAGGGUGUCAAAUGUUUUAUACAAAUGACAAAACGUCUAGCUCAUGAAAGGACCCACAUGGGGGAGAUAUCAUUUAGCUGUACAGAGUGUGGAAAAAGUUUUACACAAAAGAGUGAUCUGAAAAAGCAUGAAAGGAUUCACACAGGAGAAAAGCCAUUCACAUGUACAGAGUGUGGAAAACGUUUUACAGAAAAGAGUACUCUGAGAAAACAUGAAAGGAUUCACACAGGAGAAAAGCCUUUCACAUGUGCAGAGUGUGGAAAAAGUUUUACACACAUGUGUAAUCUGAAAAAGCAUGAACAGAGUCACACAGGAGAAAAGCCUUUCACAUGUACAGAGUGUGGAAAAAGUUUUACAGAAAAGAGAAAUCUCAAAAAGCAUGAAAGGAGUCACACAGGAGAAAAGCCUUUCACAUGUACAGAGUGUGGAAAAAGUUUUACAGAAAAGAGUAGUCUGACAAAUCAUGAAAGGAUUUUCACAGGAGAAAAGCCUUUCACAUGUACAGAGUGUGGAAAAAGUUUUACAGAAAAGAGUAGUCUGAGAAAACAUGAAAGAUUUCACACAGGGGAAAAGCCUUUCACAUGUACAGAGUGUGGAAAAUGUUUUACAGAAAAGAGUGAUCUGAAACGGCAUGAAAGGAUUCACACAGGGGAAAAGCCUUUUACAUGUACAGAGUGUGGAAUAAGUUUUACACAAAUAAGUAGUCUGACAAAUCAUGAAAGAAUUCACACAGGAGAAAAGCUUUUCACAUGUACAGAGUGUGGAAAAAGUUUUACAGAUAAGGGUAAUCUGAGAAAACAUGAAAUAUUUCACACAGGGGAAAAGCCUUUCAUAUGUACAGAGUGUGGAAAAUGUUUUACAGAUAAGGGUAAUCUGAAAAGGCAUGAAAGGAUUCACACAGGGGAAAAGCCUUUUACAUGUACAGAGUGUGGAAUAAGUUUUACACAAAUAAGUAGUCUGACAUAUCAUGAAAGGAUUCACACAGGAGAAAAGCUUUUCACAUGUACAGAGUGUGGAAAAAGUUUUACAGAUAAGGGUAAUCUGAGAAAACAUGAAAGAUUUCACACAGGGGAAAAGCCUUUCAUAUGUACAGAGUGUGGAAAAUGUUUUACAGAAAAGAGUGAUCUGAAAAGGCAUGAAAGGAUUCACACAGGGGAAAAGCCUUUUACAUGUACAGAGUGUGGAAAAAGUUUUACAGAUAAGGGUAAUCUGAGAAAACAUGAAAUGAUUCACACAGGGGAAAAGCCAUUUAGCUGUACAGAGUGUGGAAAAAGUUUUACACAAAAGAGUGAUCUGAAAAAGCAUGAAAGGAUUCACACAGGAGAAAAGCCAUUCACAUGUACAGAGUGUGGAAAAAGUUUUACACAAAUAAGUAAUCUGAAAAACCAUGAAAGGAUUCACACAGGAGAAAAGCUUUUCACAUGUACAGAGUGUGGAAAACGUUUUACAGAAAAGAGAAAUCUCAAAAAGCAUGAAAGGAGUCACACAGGAGAAAAGCCUUUCACAUGUACAGAGUGUGGAAAAAGUUUUACAGAAAAGAGUAGUCUGACAAAUCAUGAAAGGAUUCACACAGGAGAAAAACCUUUCACAUGUACAGAGUGUGGAAAAAGUUUUACAGAAAAAAGUAGUCUGAGAAAACAUGAAAGAUUUCACACAGGGGAAAAGCCUUUCACAUGUACAGAGUGUGGAAAAUGUUUUACAGAAAAGAGUGAUCUGAAACGGCAUGAAAGGAUUCACACAGGGGAAAAGCCUUUUACAUGUACAGAGUGUGGAAUCAGUUUUACACAAAUAAGUAGUCUGACAAAUCAUGAAAGGAUUCACACAGGAGAAAAGCUUUUCACAUGUACAGAGUGUGGAAAAAGUUUUACAGAUAAGGGUAAUCUGAGAAAACAUGAAAGAUUUCACACAGGGGAAAAACCUUUCAUAUGUACAGAGUGUGGAAAAUGUUUUACAGAUAAGGGUAAUCUGAAAAGGCAUGAAAGGAUUCACACAGGGGAAAAGCCUUUUACAUGUACAGAGUGUGGAAUAAGUUUUACACAAAUAAGUAGUCUGACAAAUCAUGAAAGGAUUCACACAGGAGAAAAGCCAUUCACAUGUACAGAGUGUGGAAUAAGUUUUACACAAAUAAAUAGUCUGACAAAUCAUGAAAGGAUUCACACAGGAGAAAAGCUUUUCACAUGUACAGAGUGUGGAAAAAGUUUUACAGAUAAGGGUAAUCUGAGAAAACAUGAAAGAUUUCACACAGGGGAAAAGCCUUUCAUAUGUACAGAGUGUGGAAAAUGUUUUACAGAAAAGAGUGAUCUGAAACGGCAUGAAAGGAUUCACACAGGGGAAAAGCCUUUCACAUGUACAGAGUGUGGAAAAAGUUUUACACGGAAGAGUGAUCUGAAAAAUCAUGAAAGAAGUCACACAGGAGAAAAGCUUUUCACAUGUACAGAGUGUGGAAAAAGUUUUACAGAUAAGGGUAAUCUGAGAAAACAUGAAAGAUUUCACACAGGGGAAAAGCCUUUCAUAUGUACAGAGUGCGGAAAAUGUUUUACAGAAAAGAGAGAUCUGAAAACGCAUGAAAGGAUUCACAAAGGGGAAAAGCCUUUUACAUGUACAGAGUGUGGAAAUAGCUUUACACAAGUGAGUAAUCUGAGAAAACAUGAAAGGAUUCACAAGGGAAGAAACCUUUCACAUGUUUAGAAAGUGGGAAAAGGUUUUUAUUUAAAUCAGGUAUCACAAAACACCAAAUAUUUACACUCAAAUAAACUUUACACAGUGUACAAACUUUUUUACAAUUAUCCUAAAGAGGACAAACUCUCUAAAUAGAAGCAUCAAAAGAGAUGUUAUUGUAAUAAUACUUUCUAAAUCCUAGUUAUAGAAGCCUCGGAUUGGAAGUGCUCUCCUGAUGUCCUUUGUGCCUCUCUUUAUGUGCACUUCAGUUUCUCUCAUAUAAAUGUGAUAGAAUCCAAAUACGACACAGGAAUAUACAAAUCUGCCCUCAUACUGACCAGUUUAUACAACUAUUCAUUACCAAAACACCCCCAGUGUUUAUUAGUAUGACAGUGUUAGGAGUUGUACGUUUGAUUCACAUAGGGGAGAAAAUAAUUACAUUUACAUUUAGUGUACUAUGUACUCCUGUUACUGAGAGGAAA
Molecule: messenger RNA, 3550 nt
Organism: Bombina bombina (fire-bellied toad)
Lineage: Eukaryota; Metazoa; Chordata; Amphibia; Anura; Bombinatoridae
Product: zinc finger protein 850-like
Exons: 2
Coding region: 30-3098 (1022 amino acids)
Biological process (GO): regulation of transcription by RNA polymerase II
Cellular component (GO): nucleus
Molecular function (GO): DNA-binding transcription factor activity, RNA polymerase II-specific; RNA polymerase II cis-regulatory region sequence-specific DNA binding
Source: RefSeq, a predicted model, not a curated record